AUGGAGAGGAAUGAGAAGAAAACUGAUUCCAUAGAAGCUUCAAUAAAGCGAUUGGAAAUUCAAAUUGGGCAAAUUGCUGAAGCGGUACAAGAAAAUAGGAAAGGAAAAUUGCAAAGUCAACUUGAGCAAGCUAAAGCAAUCAUUGUUCUUAAGGAUGGUGAGUUAUUUGAUAAUAAUGUUGAAAAUCUAAUUGAAAAAGAUUCUUCUUAUGCAGGUACAUCAAAAGAAGGUGGACUAGUUGAUGUAGAGAUAACUGAAGGAGAUUUACAAAAAGAAGGAAGAAUAGAGCCUAAUUUUGAUCAGAAAGAGAAAGACAAUGAGGCGUUUUCAGGCCCUGAGUUUCAUAAGGCAACUGAGCCUUAUAAGCCUCAUAUUUCUUUCCCUAACAGAUUGAAAGAAAGCAAACAGGAUAAGCAAUUUUCUGAAAUUUUUGAUAUGCUUUCUAAAGUUAACAUUAAUUUGCCCUUGUUGGAACUGAAUUCUAACAAGAGGAGAUAUGGGAACAAUGAAAAAGUUAUGGUGUCUGAAACAGUAAGUGCAGUUCUCCAAUAA
Molecule: messenger RNA, 552 nt
Organism: Ricinus communis (castor bean)
Lineage: Eukaryota; Viridiplantae; Streptophyta; Magnoliopsida; Malpighiales; Euphorbiaceae
Exons: 1
Coding region: 1-552 (183 amino acids)
Source: RefSeq, a predicted model, not a curated record